Molecule: messenger RNA, 354 nt
Organism: Penicillium macrosclerotiorum
Lineage: Eukaryota; Fungi; Ascomycota; Eurotiomycetes; Eurotiales; Aspergillaceae
Exons: 4
Coding region: 1-354 (117 amino acids)
Source: RefSeq, a predicted model, not a curated record
AUGGGCAACAUUCCAUGGAUCUACCCGGUCCGCAUCGUGCAGGUCCUGUUCGGCGUGAUCGUCGUCGCCCUGACUGCAUAUGUGAUCAGUGCGCUAUAUGACUGGUGGAGCUUCUCCGAUACCGUGAACUAUCUGCUCUUCCUCGGGUGCUGGACAGCUUUUGUGGCGACCCCAUAUCUGGCCGCGGCCCCAAUCUACUUCCCCGCCUGGCGCAUCGCCGUGACGGUCUUCGGUGCCUUUGAAUGGGUCCUCUUUGCCGUGACCACCUACUUUGCCCUCGUCGACGUGGUGCAGCAUCGCCGCAGUGGAGAGAGUGCGCAGAAGACCCAGCACAAUGCCCAUCUCGGGGUGUAA